Molecule: messenger RNA, 2913 nt
Organism: Humulus lupulus (European hop)
Lineage: Eukaryota; Viridiplantae; Streptophyta; Magnoliopsida; Rosales; Cannabaceae
Exons: 4
Coding region: 163-2733 (856 amino acids)
Molecular function (GO): zinc ion binding; protein binding
Source: RefSeq, a predicted model, not a curated record
UACAAAACAGCCCCCAAAACUUUUCGGCGUUUCCCAUCCUAGCCCCAAAUUCUAUACUUACUUUUCCAACACACCCUUUCACUCCUCAUCUUUUUCGAAACGCCCCUGGUUCUAGGGUUUCCGUCUACCUUUAAGCCCCCGCUCUCCCUCUUUCCGGUCUUGAUGGCAAGGCCAAAGCUUAUCUUAAUCUGCCAGUCUCUUGGUGAAUUUGUCACAAAUGAUGAUGGGACAUUAUCAUAUGCUGGAGGAGAGGCCCAUGCAGUAGAUAUUACCCAUGAAACUCUAAUCAAUGAUCUCAAGUUGAAGCUAGCUGAAAUGUGGAACUUAGCCUAUGAGUCCUUGUCCAUCAAGUACUUUCUUCCAGGAAAUAGGCGAACUCUGAUCACUUUGGCUAACGAUAAAGAUCUAAAAAGGAUGUAUGACUUUCAUGGGAAUUCGGUAACUGCUGAUGUUUACAUCCAAGGAAAAGCAGGUUUUGAUCGUGAAGCCUUGAGCUUACCUGGAAGGGCUGCUGGAUUAAAAGUAGCGGAAGCCAUAAGGCCAAUUGCUGCCUGUGUGGCAGUUCCUACCAAUUCUGAUAUUGUUGUUACUCCUUUAGUUGCGAAGCGUUCAACUUCAGUGCCCUCUGAUGCUAAUCUCACCCCUGUCACUCCAGUUUCCUCAUUCUCUCACACUACAUCAACACCAGGUGCUGCUAGUUCCACUCCACCUGGUUCUACUUCUGAUGCCAAUGCUGAAAAUUCACCUUCAAUUGAUAUGGACUCUACCCCUGCUGAUACUGUUAAGAAACGGAGACGUGCUGCAUCCCGGAAAAGUGAUGCCAAUGGUCCUAUUGUCGCACACACUAAUGAUGGUGGGAAGAAAAGGAAGACUACACCUAUGAGAAAAAGUAUCUCAAAGUGCAAUAUUGAUGCAGUUUCAGAUGAUGUGGAGCAUAAACAAGAUAAUUGUAGUGAUAAUGCUGCUCUUGUUAGCUCUGCUGAUGUUCCCCCAGAGAGGCUAAUGGAAUUGUGGAAAGAUGGCAUCACUGGUGUAGGUCAGGAAUUCAAAAGCGUCUAUGAAUUUCGUGAGGCACUGCAGAGGUAUGCCAUUGCACACCGUUUUAUGUACAGGCUGAAAAAGAAUGACACAAAUCGUGCAAGUGGCAGAUGUAUAGCCGAAGAUUGUUCCUGGAAGAUUUAUGCAUCUUGGGAUUCGUCAACACAAUCAUUUAAAAUAAAAAAUAUGAAUGAAUCGCAUACAUGUGGAGGGAAAUCCUGGGAGUCUGCUCAUCCAGCUAAGAAUUGGGUCGUAAGUAUUAUAAAAGAUAGAUUACAAGAUAGCCCACAUCACAAACCAAAGCAACUUGCAAAAAGUAUUCUUCAAGAUUUUGGGGUAGAGCUAAACUAUACACAAGUAUGGCGUGGCAUUGGAGAUGCCAGGCAGCAACUGCAUGGUUCGUACAAGGAGGCAUAUAAUCAGCUACCUUGUCUUUGUGAGAAGAUGACAGAAGCUAACCCCGGUAGCUUAAUCAAGCUUUUCAUUAGUGAUGAAAAAAGAUUUGAGCGUCUCUUUUUAUCGUUUCAUGCUUCCAUACAUGGCUUUCAGAUGGGUUGUCGCCCAAUCAUGUUUCUUGAAGCUUCAUCAAUGAAAUCUAAGUUCCAUGAGGUUAUGUUGACAGCAAGUGCAUUGGAUGGAGACGACUGUGUCUUUCCAGUUGCAUUUGCCGUAGUUGACAAUGAGAACAAUGAUAAUUGGCAUUGGUUCUUGGAGCAACUGAAAUCUGUACUCUUAAUUUCACAAUCCAUAACUUUUGUCUCUGACCGUGAGAAGGAAUUAAAGAACUCAGUGCUUAAGUUAUUUGACGAUGCUCACCAUGGUUACUCUAUAUACCACCUUCUAGAAAGCUUCAAAAGAAGCUCAAAAGGUCCAUUCAAUGGGGAAGGCAAGAAUUCAUUACCAAUACAUUUUUUGGCUGCUGCCCAUGCAAUCCGACCUGACACUUUUAAAUUGCAUACUGAGCAAAUUAAAAAAGUGUCUUCCCAAGCCUAUGAUUGGUUAAUGGAGGUUGAGCUAGAACACUGGACAAGCACAUCAUUCAAGGGUGAACCUUAUAACCAUGUUACUGUAAAUGUUGCAGAAACUUACACCAAGUGGAUGGAGGAAGUGCGUGAAUCACCAAUAGUACAGAAGAUCGAACUGCUGCACUGUAAGACCAUGGAAUUAAUAAAUACUCGCAGAACAGAUUCAAGUAAGUGGACUACAAAACUUACACCAUUGAAGGAGCAAAAACUACGAGAGCAAAGGAAUAAAGCUUAUGGUCAUAAAGUACUAUUUUCUUCUGACACCCUUUUUGAGGUUCAUGGCGAUUCCACUAAUGUUGUGAACGUUGAGAAGUGGAGCUGUAGCUGUCUUGGUUGGAAACGAUCUGGUUUGCCUUGCUCACAUGCCGUUGCGGUCUUCUCUUGCACCGGUAGAAACAUAUAUGAUUACUGCUCAAGAUACUUCACUGCUGAUAGCUUCAGGUUAACAUAUUCUGAAUCCAUACACUCUGCAUACUCCAGUUUGAAGUCUGUGACAAGUGAUAAGGCAAAGUCAGAGACUGCCCUUGUUCUUCCUCCUAUAACCUCACGCUCACCAACCCAAAACAAGAAAAAGGAGAGCGAAACAGGAGUAGCCAAGAGGGUUAGACCAGUUACUUGCACAAGGUGCAAGGAAACAGGGCACAACAAAGCCACAUGCAAGGCAAACUAAUAAAAUGGUCUUUUCGGAUUAUUUUUUUCUUUUGUACAGUUCUUGUUCAUAUUUUUUCUCAGCCAUGGAUGUAAGGAGUUAGCCCCAUCAUAUCAAGUUGAAUUUGAUGUGUACUUUCUCUAGUUUAACUGAUACUUUUUUGCAGUUAGUGAUAAAUGUUUAGGAUUUUCUUUCAUAUUA